CAACUGCUACCGACGCAACUCGCACCAAGUCCAGCCUCCGAACCCACGACGAUGCGCGUGCAACCAGCACCACCUCACGAGCUGCGGUCCCGCCACCAACGCGCGUCGAUGCUUUUGGGCAUGACGUGGCUCUGCAUGACGCUGGCCGGAAGCGUCUACUACCUCUUUUUGCUACAGCCGCCGCUUGCCAACAACCUCCUUUGGCCUCACUUCAAUGCGUCCGGGUACCAAGCCUUCCUGAUUGACAUUCUAAACGCACUUCUCGAGACGGCGCCAGAUGGCUCGACUGUCGACUUGCACUUGGUGAUGCUCGAGGCGCGCUACAGCAGUCUGCUGGCUACAGCAGUUGUACAUCCAACAUACGCGAUGGCGCUGGCCUCGGCCAAGCUAACGACGCUACCGGGUGCCAUCGCGCGCCUCCGCAACACGUCGGUUGACGAUAAUUUGAUGGCGCAGCCGACGCAGUACUGCUGGGUUGACUUUAACAAGGCGUUUGAGCUCGCGCAUACGGCGGCUCGUCAGCAGCGCUGCCUCGCUCAGUACGCUGCCAACGGCGCCGUGUACCUCGAGUCUGUCUUGCGCAACACGGACCGUCAUGCUUUUGCGGCCGCGUACCAUACUCCUGGUAGUAACUACGAAAUUGCGAUUCUGCGUGGUCUGGAAGGGACGGUCGCGGGCGUUGAAUGGCUUGAUGCCAUCGCAUCGGUUGCGACCAGUGUCGACGAAGAAGUGGCAUAUUGGCAGCGCCAUGGCAUUGGCGCGUUUCGCUACCAGUGGCACAACCUCUUUCUGCCGGGUCUUGUCGAGACAGUGACGCUCCGCAAUGUGUUUGGUCUGGAGACGAGUGUCAUCUUGAAAAGCACCGUCGAGAGCCAGGGCCCUUGGACAACCGUCGUCUUUAGCCCUCCCUUUGUCCUGGAUCUGCUAUUUGCCGGCCACUGCAACGCGAGUCUUAUUCGUGGUACACCGGACGAUAUCCUCAAUACAUGGUGCGAUGGCCAAUCCCCGAGGCCGUUCGAAUCCUUUAUUGGUCUCAGCCCGUACGAGCGCCACAUCGGUGUCGUUCGUGAUACGCUGGGACCGUUUCUAGCGAUCGAUCUGUACAUCGUGCCGGUGCUGUCGCCCGUCGGCGCUUUGGCAACCGACCUUAUCUCUGCGUUUCACGACACCUUGAAUGCAUCGUCCGCAGCUUUGUACUCGGCACUUGACGGUGCUUUGGUGGUGACGCCCGUGCCGCCUGCGUGGCCAAGCGCCGUUCACAUCGACCGACGACUGCACCCGAUCGUCGCAGUGGACCGUCCGCAUACCGCGGCGCUCUUUGGUUCUUGCUCUGGCACUGGUCAACGACUCGAUUGA
Messenger RNA from Saprolegnia diclina VS20, 1356 nucleotides. RefSeq lists its product as hypothetical. The record is from RefSeq and is a predicted model, not a curated record. The transcript has 2 exons. NCBI's taxonomy places the organism in Eukaryota, Oomycota, Saprolegniomycetes, Saprolegniales, Saprolegniaceae. Bases 52 to 1356 code for a protein of 434 amino acids.